Messenger RNA from Cannabis sativa, 1008 nucleotides. RefSeq names its product small ribosomal subunit protein eS7. Gene Ontology annotation, biological process: rRNA processing; ribosomal small subunit biogenesis; translation. Lineage: Eukaryota; Viridiplantae; Streptophyta; Magnoliopsida; Rosales; Cannabaceae. The transcript has 6 exons. Bases 176 to 751 code for a protein of 191 amino acids. Gene Ontology annotation, molecular function: structural constituent of ribosome. The record is from RefSeq and is a predicted model, not a curated record. Gene Ontology annotation, cellular component: cytosolic small ribosomal subunit; ribosome; small-subunit processome.
AAAGUUGAUUUUUGAGGGUUUUGGAGUACCCCGAACAACUUACCUUCAAACCCUAGUCCUCAUCUAGUUGCUCCUUGCUCCUUGCUCCUUGCUCCUUGCUCUCUCAGCUGAAGAGAAGGAUUUUCUCUCUGUGCGCAGGCCACCAUUUUUUAGCUUAGCUUUACGGUUAGCCAAUAUGUAUUCAACAAAGAAGAAAAUCCUCAAGGAUAACAAUGCCGACCCUACUGAGUUUGAGGAGACAGUUGCACAGAACCUGUUUGAUUUGGAGAAUACCAACCAGGAACUGAAAAGCGAUUUGAAAGAUCUUUACAUUAACUCAGCUAUCCAAGUAGAUAUCUCUGGAAACCGCAAGGCUGUAGUUAUCUAUGUUCCCUACAGAUUGAGGAAGGGUUUCCGCAAAAUUCAUUUGCGCCUUGUUAGGGAGUUGGAGAAAAAGUUCAGCGGAAAGGACGUUGUCAUUGUUGCAACCCGAAGGAUUGUGAGGCCACCAAAGAAAGGCUCUGCUGCCCAGCGUCCUCGCACCCGUACCCUUACUGCUGUCCACGAUGCCAUUCUGGAGGAUGUCGUUCAUCCUGCUGAGAUUGUUGGCAAGCGAAUUAGAUAUCGAGUUGAUGGCUCCAAGAUAAUCAAGGUUUACCUGGAUCCAAAGGAGCGCAACAACACCGAGUACAAGCUGGAGACAUUAUCAGGUGUUUACAGAAAGCUUACUGGUAAGGAUGUUGUGUUUGAAUAUCCAAUCACAGAGGCUUAAGUUACUAGCAUGCCAUUACUGGAAAGAUGUGUUAUGUUGCCGUUACUUCAUUUUAGAAGCUUUCAUUUGAAUUUUUCGGAUAGGUACUCUUGAAAAUUUUGACUUGCGAGAUUUCAUAUUUUGAUUCAGACAAUUAAGCGAAAUAUUUUUCUCUUAUUUUCUUCUUAUUCAUCCUACUUAUCAUAUAAGAGGCUAAGUCCUUGCUUGGAAAUUCGUAUAAACACUCAAGUUAAUUCCACUUGUGUCCUCUUUUCUUA